Messenger RNA from Chanos chanos (milkfish), 2847 nucleotides. It is a transcript of the gene sgms1a, whose product is annotated as sphingomyelin synthase 1a. The record is from RefSeq and is a predicted model, not a curated record. The coding region runs from base 810 to 2066 and encodes 418 amino acids. Lineage: Eukaryota; Metazoa; Chordata; Actinopteri; Gonorynchiformes; Chanidae. Gene Ontology annotation, molecular function: ceramide cholinephosphotransferase activity; sphingomyelin synthase activity; protein binding. The transcript has 7 exons. Gene Ontology annotation, biological process: sphingomyelin biosynthetic process; ceramide biosynthetic process. Gene Ontology annotation, cellular component: endoplasmic reticulum membrane; Golgi membrane; plasma membrane.
GUUUAACAUUUAAGUGUAAUGUACAUUGUUGUGAUCAUUUAUGAGAGAGAGAGAGAGAGAGAGAGAGAGAGAGUCCUCAAUAGCUUGUUAUAGGUACAUGUAAAGCGAGGUCGAGUGUGUGUUUGACCACUUAAAGUGAUUCAGGACGUGAGACAGUGGUAUCUUGUCGCUGCUUGUGUACAGUUCUGGUUGGACAGACAGGACGUGUAUGUUACGUAGGGCGCAAGGAGUUCUGGGAAGAGGAGGAGGAGGAGGAGAAAGGACCACCCCAGCCCUGUACGCAGCUCAGAUAGCGCUCCAGAUCCGCCCACUCCCACCAUAUCUCAGCACUUCUCUGGGGUGGGAGAAGUCGCCGAUACAUGGUAAACAACAAUCUGUAACACAAGCCCAAACCUGAGUUAUUUUUGCUAGAUGUACUGAGGACAACGCCGCGUUUUCCCCCCAAAGAAUCGAUCUUCUGGUUGUGCGCCACAGUCCUAGCUAAUCAUGUAGUGAGCCACAAGUCGCCAGUGUAAAAUACGGGCUGAAAUCAAGAGUUUUACAGUGAGAAGACCCUUAUCAAAACCUUACUCUUCACUCUCUUCACACAAACCCACUGGCGUAUCCACGCUGUGAUCAUUUUCAGUUUUAAAGGAAGGAGAGGGGUAAGAAAGUAGAACCCCCAAACUCCAGACUUCAAAUGUCCCACAGACAGCAUGUGUCCUACCUGGGAGCCAGACUGUUGACCCAAAAGCCACCCCUACUCCAUCCUCAGACCAGCAAAAGAGUCUCCUCCCUGCCAACCUCUGCUUAAGCCCCCCAUCUCUACUAUGAAGGAGGUGGGGCUUUGGUCAGCGGUGGAGGUUUCUGACUGGUUGAAUGAGGAGGGCCUGCAGGAGUACUCCGAAGCACUACAGAACGUCGACGGCCAGACUCUCUUGCACCUUUCCGUGUCAGACUUCCAGAACCCUCCGCUUUCGUUGGUGACUGGUGACAACGGUCGACACCUCCUGGAGCGCCUGGAAACAUUGCGCAUCGCUCACCACAUUGAGGCACACAAGAAUGGUAGCCACGCCAAUGGUCACCUUGCCAACGGUCAUGUUGGAAUCUCCCUUAGCAAUGGUAGCAUCAGCAAUGGCAAGCUGCUCAAUGGAGCAUCCAAGAACGGAUUCUCCUCUGAGCCUAUCCGCAUUCAGAUUCCAACACCAGCUCUGGAACUGGAACAUUCGCCUUUCCCAACUGAGUGGGCCAAAACUGGCCUCGCGUUUCUAUACGCCGUAUGCUGUUUUGUCAUGACAACAGUGGUGAUCUCAGUGGUUCAUGAACGUGUACCACCCAAAGAGGAGUCACCCCCACUGCCAGACAAGUUCUUUGACCUGUUUGAUCGUGUGCAGUGGGCCUUCUCCAUCUGUGAGAUUAAUGGCAUGUUGCUGGUAGGGCUCUGGUUGCUGCAGUGGCUUGUGCACAAACACAGAUCAAUUGUAGGGCGUCGUUUCUUCCUUAUUGUGGGCACCUUGUACCUGUACAGGUGUGUGACCAUGUACAUCACCACUCUUCCAGUGCCUGGCAUGCACUUCAAAUGCUCGCCAAAGCUGUUUGGAAACUGGGAAGCACAGAUGCGUCGUAUUAUGAAAAUGAUUGCUGGCGGAGGUCUAUCUAUCACAGGGUCACAUACUAUGUGUGGAGAUUAUCUGUACAGUGGACACACCGUGAUGUUAACACUUACUUACCUCUUCAUUAGAGAAUAUUCUCCAAGACGUUAUUGGUGGUAUCACUGGGUCUGCUGGACACUGAGUGCUGUUGGCAUCUUCUGUAUCUUACUGGCCCAUGAUCACUACACUGUAGAUGUGGUAGUCGCUUACUUCAUUACUACACGUCUAUUCUGGUGGUAUCAUACUAUGGCUAAUCAGCAGGUUCUGAAGGAGAGGUCCCAGGGGAAUCUGUUCUCUCGGGUCUGGUGGUAUCGCCCCUUCUGCUACUUUGAGAAGAAUGUGCAGGGCCUCGUCCCUAGAAGCUACCAGCUUCCACUUUCAUGGCGAGUGUUACCAUGGAGCCGAGUCAAAUACAGUAGACUGGACUCACAGUGAUCUAGGGCAUGUGAGGGAGACGGAGCUCUGUGAGACUCUAAAAGAACUACAAUUCCCAUCAGUCCCUGCAAAUACUGGCUGAGCACUGUGACAUAUAUUAUGUUUUUGUAAUUCUUUUUUUUUUUUUUUCGUUUCCCAAACGCUUCAUUUUUCUUCCUUCGCAGGUAUGUGAAUAUUGAGCAGCCCUUACUUUAACAACUGGACCUUUUUGGUUUUGCUGCUCUGUGGACUGCUAUACUAGGUCUGGCAUUUCAAAUUUUGUUGCAUUAUCAUGUCUCCAAGAGUGGAAUUUUUUUAUUUAAAACCACAUUUUUCUUGUAUCAAGCUAGUACUGUUUUGAAAAAAAAAAUCUGUAACAGAAAAUCGUGUAACUUAAAGAAGCAUUUAUUUAACCGCCAAAACGAUGUCAAAUAGCCUAAAAUACUUUUAGACUCAGAAAGAAAAUGUUUUUUAACAAAUCAUCUUUUUUGUAACAAUCUUACUAAUUGUGACAAAAGUGCAAGAGAUUUUUCUAAAUAGUUCACAACUUUAUUUUCCAAAAAUACAGAUGUCAGAAUAGAGUGUCCUUUUUUAGAUUUGUAUCUUUUUGAAUGCUGGAGAAUUUAAAAGGGGGCUUUAGUGCUUUACCAGUGCCUUUACUUGUCAGAUUGUACCAUGUGUCCCAAUAUGUCCCAGUAUCUGCUUAAAAUUCAGCUCGUUUAAAGGAGCUUCCUACUUACAUUGACACACACGCACGCACACGCACACGCACACGCACACACACACACACACACACACAAAC